AUGACUACAGCUACCAUCGAUUCUAGCUCGGGGAACGGGCCGUUGGUAUCUACAACAGAACAAUUACAGGGCUUGAUUGAAUCUUUUAUUGAGUUAGGGGUGUUGGUUCAUGAUAAUCAGGGAACACAACAAUCACAUACAGCCCUUACCCAUAAGACCAACCAGGUAAUCAGUCAGCUUUCCUCGUUAACAGAUAGUGGGUUUACACAUCAGUAUCCAAUCCCGGUGGAUGUGAUCUCAUAUAUUGAAGAUGGUAGAAACCCGGACGUUUAUACCAGAGAGUUUGUUGAAGUGACAGCAAAAAGUAAUGCAAGACUCAAGGGAAAGAUGCUAGGCUUCCAGAAAUUGCGAGAUGUAUUGGGCGAUAAGCUUGGCAAGGAGUUCCCUGAAUUAGGUAGUGCAAUUGAAGAUAUUAAGAAAAGAACUACUCCUGACGAGGAAUAA
Messenger RNA from Debaryomyces hansenii CBS767, 444 nucleotides. RefSeq names its product mediator complex subunit (gene MED10). The record is from RefSeq and is a predicted model, not a curated record. Gene Ontology annotation, biological process: regulation of transcription by RNA polymerase II. The transcript has a single exon. Gene Ontology annotation, molecular function: transcription coregulator activity. Gene Ontology annotation, cellular component: mediator complex. Bases 1 to 444 code for a protein of 147 amino acids. NCBI's taxonomy places the organism in Eukaryota, Fungi, Ascomycota, Pichiomycetes, Serinales, Debaryomycetaceae.